Eremothecium sinecaudum is the source of this 357-nucleotide messenger RNA. It is a transcript of the gene KGD4, whose product is annotated as alpha-ketoglutarate dehydrogenase subunit KGD4. The coding region runs from base 1 to 357 and encodes 118 amino acids. Lineage: Eukaryota; Fungi; Ascomycota; Saccharomycetes; Saccharomycetales; Saccharomycetaceae. Gene Ontology annotation, biological process: 2-oxoglutarate metabolic process. The record is from RefSeq and is a predicted model, not a curated record. The transcript has a single exon.
AUGGCUAAAACACCUAAAAAUAUAGCAAAAUACGCACAAAUGAUCAAAUUUGUUGGCGGUAGGCAUCCUAGCUUGUCGCACGGAGCAGCUGGUCCACACCCUUGUACUGUGGAUGGUUUGAUGCCAGGUUCCAAGGAUUGCAUUGCUCCCGGAGAUUUUUUGAGUAAAUUACUUCCAUUUAAAGUGGUGCCAUAUAGUAAACCGGUGACGAAGCCUGGUACAAGCCAAAAGGCAUUCACAAACAGACCAUUGAAAGAGGGCGAAGUUAACUCAGUUUUCGAGCUACCAUCCAAAUAUCGUAUGAAACCUAUGGAGGAGAUAGAAAUUGAGUGUAUCAACAACGGUGGCAUUUACUAA